UCACAGACCUGGACUCUACAUCAAAUCACUGAUCUAGAUCUUUAUUUACUAGAUCUAUACGGUUUUAAUAUAGAUCUAGUAACUAUACCAUAUUGUCCAUAUCUUGAAUCUAUAGCAUAUAGGCUAUUUUAGGACACUAUAGAAGUGCAAUAAACGUUUCGAGUAUUAUGGGCAACCGAACCUCCAAAUCAAGGAAAAAGCACACUGCGGCAAAUAAACUUGAGUUUUAUGCAAGAUUGAAAGCUGCUCAGGCUGGUCAUGAGGUAGACAUGUUUUCAUUCGGCAGCUGGUGUCGUCAGCAGAGGUUUGUCUGUGGGUUCUCUGAUAAAGCAGACUAUACCUCUAACAGACAGUCACUGCUGCAAAUGAAUAGUUCCUUUAAUAAGCCAGACACCACAGAGGGACGCUUCUUUCGAUGUGGUUUCAAGACCAGAAGUGAGCUGAUGUUAUAUGAGAAAGAGUCUCAGAGGUGUGUGAGUGUCAAGCUUCCUCGUGAAACUUGUCCAGAGAUGACCGCCUAUCUUCGCAACCACAGACCAAGACGGCGGAGACGAAGCAUUCGGUCAACACGUGUUGUAGCCUAUCAUGAUGGUAGUGCACUUAUUCAGAUCAACUCUGACCGUCAUCCCCCCUUCACCAAGUUCUUUAUCAUCAACCUGGAGCAAAGAGCUUGUUGCGGUCAAUUCAUUCUGUACAGCAGCCUGCGGAGGUGGUUUGAGGUGUAUAUUUCGCCCAGCUCCACACACAUAGUCCUGCGUCCAGAUGUUCGCUAUCACUUUCAGGCUAAUAUCAAUUACCAUAUUCAGUUUAACAAGUGCUAUUCUGAUGGACAGCCUUUGGUCAUCAGCAAGGUCCAGGUGUUCCUGGCCCACCACAGCUUGACUUACAACACAAAGCUGGGGGAUGAGCAUAUCAUUGCAGCAGGAGACAGGGCUGUCAAGAUUUACAGAACCGAGGACUGGUCAAUGACAGCGCAACAUUCAAUAUUUAGCUUUAACGCAUCCAUCCAACAAAUCAGGUCAAGUCCAACUGGAGAUUAUUUGGCAGCUAGAUACAAUUAUCUGGCAGAUGGCUGCAACUACAAUUGUAUUGUUAUUCUGAGCUAUCCAGACUUCCAAAAAAUCUUCCAAGUGGACAUCAGAGGAGCAUACUGGCCGAUGUCAGAGUUGGUCAAUUUGAACAUUUUCCCAAGAUUUUCUCUAGGGGAGUCCUGCUUAGCUGUCAUCAAGCAACAUAACUUUGGUCGGAAAAUUGUCAUUUACAAAUUGCCAGUCAAGGUCUGCUCACUCCAGGAUAUGUGUCGUCGUGCCAUCUUACACCUGGUCUCACCCAUUGAGACAUCCAAGCUUCCCAUUCCUGUAUCCCUGCAGCGGUACCUUGUUAUGCACUGCACAUGAACUGAGCUUUGCCUGGUAUAGCCCCUGUUGAGCUGCUUCGGUUGGUACGGCCCAAGUUGUGCAGCACAAGAGUUGACUUGCUGGUACUAAAUGCUGCACGCUAGGUGAAUUUGGCUGUAUGCAGCUGCUAGACUUAAUGUCACUAAACAGUGAACUAGUUUGUUACUUGAGAACAUGUACUGUUAUCGUUAGACUAGUUUUUACUGCACUAGAAUGAGAGCAUGAUACUGAAUUCAUGAUCUAUUUUUUAAAUAAUUUAGCUUUAAUUUUCUGUAAUAUUUUUUAAAUACCUCAUAGGGCUCAGCAAUAAUUCAAUAUGUAUAUGUAUUUUAAUAACACAUUCAAUCUUUUUACUACUAGAAAAUUGUUUUGUUUUUAACCAACACAGGUCAUGGAACUUUAUACAGUUGCAGGUGUCAUGAAAUUCAAGAAGACAUGCUGCUUAAUAAAGAAAACUAAAUAGUGUAAUAAGCAAAGCAAUAUUAUUUGAGCAGUUAUAAAUGGAAUAUACAUCUAAUAAAUAAUGGUAUGUCAACAAGAAGUCUUGAGACAAAAACUAAAAUAUUCUUUCAAUAUGUUUACUAAAAUAAACAUAAAAAAUUUAACUGCUGAAAAACUUUUAUGUAAAUUAAUCUUUUAGUUGAUGACCUAAUUUAAGAUAUUAGUUUUGUGUUGAUGCUAUUCGAUAAACAAACAAACAAUGUCAACAAUAAGACAUUUUUCACCUUAAUGAUGUUAUUGAAAGAUAAGACUAAUUAUUUGAGAAGAUAAUUCAGUAAUAUUGAUUACUUUUGAUAUGUACAAUUGAAGUGUGAAUCUGAAAAUAUUUUUAUAAAGUUUACUGUAUUAGAAUUUCUUUUUAUUGUUUGAUUUGUUUUAAGGAUAAUAGAUCAAGAUCACUGUAUUAAAACUUCUUUUUAUUGUUUGAUUUGUUUUUUUUAAGGAUAAUAGAUCUAAAUCUAGUGCUAUCAAAUACAAUCCACAUAUGCACAUAAUAAUUUUAAAAAAUGUUUAGUUACUUUUAUUUAAAAAAAAAAAAAAACUCCUAGAGAGAAUCAAUUUAAUUUAAAACAAUAUUCAGUCAAUCAAUCCUUCUGAACAAAAACAUGCUCAUGAAGUUUUUAAAUUGAUAUUAAUUUUAGAAUGUUUAAAAAAAUAAUUUUUUGGUUAAUAUGUAGUGAUUUUAAUAUCAUUAUUAUAAUUUCAUAUCAAAAUUUUCUGAAAAGUGCAUAGCAAGGUCAAUAGUUUAGCAAAUAAAGUGAUUUUAUAUUUUGACAUCAUUCACUUUCAUUUAUUUCUUUUUUAGAUUAAAUUCAAUUUGCUUCAGUAUUCAAAAGUGUAACAAUUUUCUGGUAAUUAAAGUUUAUUAUAGACUUAACACCCUUUAAAAAUUGUACAAUAGUCUGACAAAUUUUUCACAUAAAUUAUUAUUAUAGGCUGUAAACGUGUGCUGUAAACGUGUGCACAAACUUUAAAUAGACAUUUUAUUCAAUUUCAGAAAAUUUUCAAUCUGGUCUGUUUUUCCUUUUCUGUACAUUCUAUUGCAAUAAAAUUUAGAUUAUUAAUGUGACUGUAUAAAAUAGUUAUCUUUUUAAAAUAUUUAAAAAUUACUUUGUUCUAAUGAGCACAAUUUAGUAUCUAUUGAUUUGUUUAUAGCACAAUGAUUUACAGUACUUAUACACUUUAUUUUAUGUGUACAUUUUUAACUGCAUUUCUACCUACCUGUGCUAGGUUUAUAUUUACUAAGUUUAAGAGAAAAAAAAAAUCAUUGGCCAUAAAUGGCAUUUACAUUAGUUUGAUGCUAAGGGAUGUUUUCAAACUGUAUUUCUUGUAUUAGCCAUUGUUGUUGUACUUGAAAGAUUUUUUUUUAUAAAGUCUUGCCAUCCAUUUUAUUUAUUGAAUUUUUUAAAGAAAUAUGUAAUUGACAAUGUUUCUUGGUACAGUUGAACUCUGUGGUAAAUAAAUGUCACUGACACUAUUUGUUGGUCUAGAUUGACAGUUUGAGUGUUAUGGCAACUUGAUUGACAUGAUGAUGAAUGGUGAUCUUUAGUUUUGUAUCUUCUGCUAUCUAAUUGGGUAGUUCAAUGACUUCCAGUCUGUUUCAAUGUCUAUUUUCGAAUUUAGACAUUUUUAAGAUGCCUCAUGUUGACCUCAAUUCUUUUUAGUAAAAUACUUUUAUAUAACAUCUUGGUAGCCCUGUAAAUGACAGCUUCCCCCCUGCUUUAUUUCUGGACCUGCUGAUACUUUCAUAGUUCACUGGUCUUUCCUAAAAUACUUAUCAUUCAGUAGAAAUUUUGUAUUCACUUUUGAAAAUUCUUAUAAAAAGAGUAAGACCAUUAACUUACUAGGGAAAAAGGAAGUACAAGUUUUGUGACUUGUCUUGUGAAUGACUAGUUUUGUGACUGACUAGUUUUGUGACUUGUUACACUAAAGUAAAGUAGAAUCUUUUCUUGCUGAUAUUUAUGUGAUCAAAGACUUAUUUACAUGUAAGCAGAAGUGGGUGUACUUUUCUUCUGUUUUAGUUUUUUAUAUUUGGAGCUAACUUCUGUGUUGUUAUUUGCAAUAUCAUAUUUGUAUUUCACAUUAUCUGUCUUUCAUUAUUUGUCAGUAUUUUUGGGACAACAUUUGUAGAAUUAUUUGUAUGAAAAUGUGCACAAGUUUUGCUUGUCAUCUCUACAGUAUAUUAUGUAAGACAAGGUAAAAAGUUGGCAGCAUCAUGAACAGUGGUGAAAAGAAAGUUGUCAUUUAGAGUCAUUUAGUUCAUCAUCUAAUAGGUAACUCUUAUAAUAUGUUUGCACUACGUGAAAAUAUUUCAAUUUUCUUUUUGGUUUCAACUUUUUACCUCUUCUUUAAAUUAUUAUUAAGUUAUCCAUCACACUGGUUCACUGUCUAAAACUGGUUUACAAACUAGAAAAAAAAAUUAUACAUGAAUUCUUUGCUUUUUUCUUUUAAGUUUUCUACCUUGUCCUAAAUAAACUGUUAAUUUAAGGGAUAUUCUAAAUUAUAUAAUAUUUAAGUUGUUUUUCAUUAUUGUACAUUUACCAAUAUACAAUUUGUGAUGGUCAAUCAAUUAGAACAACAUACUAAUAAGUGACAAAAAAACACUAUUUAAAUCAUUCCAUUAUUUUUAAAAAGUAUUUUGUGACCAUUCUCUUCCCCCGAAGCAAUGAUAUUAAACUUUUUAAAAAAUUUGAUACAACAAUUUUUUAUGGUACUAUUUAUUUGGAGAACAAAUUUACAUAAAUAAAUAACUAACAAGGAUUUUGAUUAUUAAUAUUGUUUGAUUUUUGUUUAAGUGCAGCUUUUGACUUGAAUACUUUAUAGACUGUACAACUGAAGCAGACUUCACAUUUUAUUUCAUAGCAUGUACAAGAAGUAACAAACCCUGAAAUGCAUAGAUAUUGCACUUGAAAUGUUUGUUUUUUAUAUAUAUAUAUAUAUAUUAUUUACAUUUUAAUAAUACUAAUAAUAUGGCUUGUCUUCGAGUCGGAAGAUUGAUGAAGAGUGCAGUAUUUCAUGUUGCAACGCAGUCCCAGCUGUGACUUUUUCAUUUUGACACAUCAAGCACAGAAUGUUACUGGUGAUAUAUAUUAGAUUUAAAAAUAUGAUUAUGUACAAAUUUAGCUAUAAUUGUUUUCUUGUAAAUUAGAUAACCAUAGUGAUUUGAAUCUUUUCUGUGAAUACUUUUGCUUUUAUAACCAUUUAAAAAUAUACCUGAAUAUUGGAGGUAAGCUCAAUAUAUUGUGUUUGCAAAUAUAUUUUUCUUAGCAGGAAUUCCUUGUGUCUACAUUUUUUUUACACUAUCAUUUUUUUUUUUACCUUUUUUUAAAAUUUCUUUUAUCUGAACAAAUAUUUUAUACUGCUUUACUAAUACUUCAUAAUGAAGUUAGAUUAUCAUUUUGCAAUAUAAUUUAUAUACAUAUGACUAUAUCAUAAUUUCUGUUUUUUUUUUAAAGUAUUUUCCUAUAUAUGGUAUUAGUUCGCUUUCACAAUGAUCUGUGUUUAUAAUAUCAUUGCCAUAAUAAUUUGCUAGCAUUAUUUUUAUAUUUUGAAAAAACAUUCUUUAUUAUGUUGCGUAUUAUCUCCUAACAAUAUAUUGUAUCUCUACUAAGAAUAAUAACUUGUCAAUAAUCGUGCCAUUUAAUAGCUCAGUAUUUGAAACCUCUUAAUCUAGUUUAAAAAGGUAUUACAAUCUCUAUUUACUUUCAGUAUUGAAAAGUUGGAAACAUAUUGUUUUUUUUCAAUCACUUUUUAACUGCAUAAUAAAGUUUAUUGUUGAACUGCAGGAUCUGUGAAUGCUGUUUGAUGGACAGUCCUUUAAGCUGUUUUUUUAUUUUAAAUCUAAGCGUGAGGCUUAAAGUUACCACUUAAUGUACUUGUAUUACUCCAUAUCAAUCAAAUGUAGCUGCAUGUACACUUAGCUUUAACAACACAUAUCAUCAAUAUUUGAAUUAUUUCAGAGCUUCCAAUUUCAGGCUCCCUACAAACGUAAAGACACCAGCCAAUGCUCACAUUGUUAGGCACAGAGAUUCACUCCCCUUAUGUGUCUUUAAAAAAAAACAAAAUUAAAAAAAAAUUCAUGUAUUGUAUCACUUAUCUAUAUAUAUUGUUCUACUAUUUAAUUUAAUUUUUUAGUUGUUAUAGUUGGAUAAAAAAAAAUAACACUGUGUUUGCUCACUUGAUUGGUAUAACAGAUACAUAGGUUCUAUGAACUAAAAGAACUGAUAAAGGAUGUUAAAGCUGUUUUUUUUAAGCCAGAUUUGCCAUACUUUAUGCAUUAUGAUGUUAUCUUUUUUUUAAAGUUAUGUUUUGUAUAUCUACAUAAUUAAUUUGAUAUACUUUUGUAAGGUAUUCAACAUACAAAUUAACAACUUAAAAAAAAAAAAGAAAGAAAGCAUUAGCAGUAAACUGUAAUGAAUAGCUAGUUUUUUUUUGCGAACCUCAAUAAUCUUAAUUAUACAUUUGUUCUCAUGUUUCCAUUUGUCUUCAUUCAGAGUAAAUUUAAAAUAUUGACAGCAAUAAUACAUGAGUAAUAAGACAUGAUCUACAGCUAAAGACUUUGGUUACAAAUGAAAUAUUAGAAUGAAGGCUGCUUCAAGGUCCACCCAGUUCUAAUAGCAACAUGUUUUGUUCAGAUUAAACACUGUUUUGUCCAUUAAGUAACAUGUGCACUGUAAAUCAUGACAGCUGUGAAUUUGUCUACCAUGUGUAAUGUUUAGAAUGAUUUUUUUUUUACUCUUGUCCUUACUUUGUGAGAUUGUGUUGCUUUAGAUUCCAUUACCAAAAAUUUAAAAAAAUGAAUUUACUAAGAGAUGACAGGGCUCUAGAUUAAUAUUUCCUUUAUUAAUAAACCUAGGCGAACAUGUUUCAUUCUUUCAAAUGUGGACAUACAACACUUACAGCAGGGCCGGCUUUAGGCAUAGGCAAACUAGGCAGCUGUCUAGGGCCUCCAAUUGGCGGGGGCCUUGCACAUGAGGUUUCAAUUUAAAUAUUUUUUUUUUUUUAUCUUGUCUUUUCAGAAAGAAGAAAUACUGCGUACACUAGGUUUUUAAUAAAUUACAUAAUUUUUUUUUUUCGCUGUUUAUUUUUUAUUUUUCUAUUUCAUAAGGGCCACCAAAUUCAGUUCCCCUAGGGCCUCCAAUGAGCUGAAGCCAGCCUUGCAUACAUCAAUAGCAUAUUAAUGGGCAAAACUAGGAUUGCAUAAAUAAUUGAGAUCAAACUAAUUCUCCAUUAUUUCUCCAGCUCAAACUGAAUGAGCAAACACAAUUCAAACUGAAGCUUGGAUACUCUCUAGAUAUAGUUGAUGUUACACUCUAGUUACUUCUGUAAACUAGUUUAGAGAUUAAAUGUGAGCUAAUCAUUUGUUGUGUACAUUAUUGCAGAAGUUUAUCAUUAAAAAAAAUAAAUUUAGGCAAUAUUA
This is a messenger RNA of Biomphalaria glabrata, 7317 nucleotides long. RefSeq lists its product as uncharacterized. Lineage: Eukaryota; Metazoa; Mollusca; Gastropoda; Planorbidae. The coding region runs from base 168 to 1397 and encodes 409 amino acids. The record is from RefSeq and is a predicted model, not a curated record. Gene Ontology annotation, biological process: intracellular signal transduction. The transcript has 8 exons.